AUGACAGGGUUAAACAGUGUAACGUGGGGAUAUAAUAAACUGUGCAGUCAAAACAACAUGGCAAAGCAAGACAGAGAUCUGAAGGGGGUAGUCGAAAGGGCUCAUUUCUAGGAUAGAGUGGUCGUUGAUUGGAAGACUGGGCGAACACUCAGGGAUAUGAGAAACAUGACUCUGAGAUGCUCCACCCAGGUCUACUGUAGGUGCGGUUGUCAGACUUCAUUCCUGAAAAGUCAUCAAUGCAAGCAUGAACUUAACUUCAGACUUUCUCACUACAAAUGCAACUUUGAAAAAAACAGCACAGGGAACAGCAACUUUUGAACAACAAUGAAAUCAGGGGAAAUAUUUGUGUUGUUUCUUCUGUUACCUAUUGUAGAGACAGGAGUCUUUGACUUUUUUAGUGGGUUGUUUGACAACGACAAAUUGUUACCGUUUGAUUCUGAAGAGUUUAAGAAAGAUCUAAGAAAGUCUCUAUAUGGGCAGCACAUUGCAUCGAAAACGAUACUGAAAGCUGUGUCCGGGUUUAUGAAAGAUCCAAAUCCACCGAAACCACUAGUGCUUUAUUUUUAUGGACCAUCAGGUGUGGGAAAAACUUAUGUCACCAAGAUCAUUGCAAGGAAUAUUUAUCAAAUGGGGGAAGAAAGCAAACAUCUCCACACAUUUUGUGCCACAUAUCACUUCCCACACAAAAAGGAGACGGAGUCAGCCAUGUAUGAAUCUCAACUUAAACAGUGGAUUCAUGGAAAUGUGUCAAGUUUUCCUCACUCCAUGUUUAUAUUUGAUGAAACGGAAAAGAUGAACCCACAGCUGAUAGAGUCUAUUAAACCUUUUCUGGACUACAUGCACCAUAUAGACGGAGUGUCAUUCAGGAAAGCAAUCUUUAUUUUUCUCAGUAAUGCAGGUCAGAAGGGGAUCAUCAACUUUGCUCUGGAUUUCUGGAGGAAAGGUAAAAUCAGAGAAGAAAUACAGAUAAACACAGAGGAAAUGGAGAAUCAUGUUUAUGAGCACAUCCUCAACGAAAAGAGCAGUGGAUUUAGUCAGUCCUGUCUAUUAUAUCAGCACCUGGUGGAUCAUAUUAUUCCUUUCCUGCCUCUGGAAUUGAGACAUGUGCAGGCGUGUGUUUUGGCUGAAAUGUCCAGUCUAAACCUCAUUGAUCAUGACGUGGCACACACAGUUGCAAAAGAAAUGUCCUAUUAUCCGCCAGAGGAGAAAAUCUUCUCUGUUAAAGGCUGCAAGUCAGUCAGACAGAAGGUGAUGCUGUACAUUGAUGAAAGAGACAUCAUUUAACUAAAAUCACUUGUUGUUCCCUAUGCAUUAUGAAGAGGAAUGCAUAAUUUAUUUUACCAGACACAUUCAUAGUGUCAGGAUUCCAUCACCAUCUCACUCCCCCUUCCCUCACUCCGCCCACUCAGUCAUUCACACGCUCAUUGUCACCCGAUUACUAAUCACUAUCACCUGGACCUCAUCAGCAGUGCACCCAUUUAUACCACAGACCAACAUUCACCCAUUGUCUGAUCUCGUCUACACAUGACACAGACUCUAUACCAUACGUACCUGUAUUCCUACCUACUAUCCCGAUCUUCUCAGCGAACCUUCUUCCCGCCUGCAAAAGAAUUCAUCAUCAGCUUUAUCUGCAAGAUAAAGAGAGAGACUUGGUUACACUACGGACAAGUUUCCAUCUGUUUUGUCAUCUUACCGGAUAUUCACCUAUUUCGUUGUACUGAUCCAUUCUGCAAAUUAAACUUAUAAACUUA
This is a messenger RNA of Triplophysa dalaica, 1751 nucleotides long. Its product is annotated as torsin-1A-like. Gene Ontology annotation, biological process: nuclear membrane organization; protein localization to nucleus. The record is from RefSeq and is a predicted model, not a curated record. The transcript is spliced from 5 exons. NCBI's taxonomy places the organism in Eukaryota, Metazoa, Chordata, Actinopteri, Cypriniformes, Nemacheilidae. The coding region runs from base 325 to 1284 and encodes 319 amino acids. Gene Ontology annotation, cellular component: nuclear envelope; endoplasmic reticulum lumen. Gene Ontology annotation, molecular function: kinesin binding; ATP hydrolysis activity; ATP binding.